CAGCUCACCUAAAAGGUCAUUGACCGCGCUGCUUCCUGUUAAUUCUGACAUUCGUUUUGAUUACUCUUCUAAUUGUUUUUUUUUUCUUUUCCCUUACCACUUAUGAAGAAGGAGGCUUGAUUGUGUGAUAUUUAUCAGUUGGUGCCCUCACAAUGGCCCCUCGAUACAAAGACGGGGAUGUGGUCGUGGCUUUUUCCGGAAGCUGGAUUGCAUGGGCGCAUACAUUUUUUGCCUACGCUGCAUUUAUUGGCGCAUUGAUCACUGGAGUGUCACUUCAUUAUCACAAAAUUGUUCAGAAUGAGCAUUACGGUUAUCCCGAAGAAUGGUUUCCCUCCGUGUCCGCAACAAUCGGAGACAGAUAUCCUGAACGUUCUGUCUUCCAAAUAUUCAUUGCCAUCACUUCUGGCGCUCGGUUUGGCCUGGUCUUUUUAUGGUAUCUCUUGACGGCCCGCCCGAAUUCAACUCUGCCCAAAGUCAUAUUCUGGACUGGAAUUUUUCGCACUCUCACCUGUGGUGGCUGGACGUACAUUACGUCUACGGACGAUCACGACUGGCACGACAUAUUCAUGAUUUCCUACCUUGUCGCGACAUUGCCAUGGACUCUCGGAUGCCUGGCCCUUAGUCCGAACAACCCGAAGGCUGUUAAAUACAGGAAGAUUCUGGCAUCCUUGUUCUUUGGUACUUUGGUGCCGCUCAUCUACUAUUUCAUUCAACAUAAGGUCCACAAAGUGCCCGGAGCGUACACGACCUACGCCUUUUUUGAGUGGUCGUUGAUCUUGUUCGAUGUUGCUUUUGACGCAGUCACUGCCCUCGACUUUGAAGGAUUCGAGUUGAUAGUCAAGGAUGUCAAGGGAACAAGCAGAGCAUAUAAACAAGCCGUUGCGGAUACUUUUCUCGAAAAAGAGAAAGACAAGCCUGUUGGUCAAGUCUUUGGAAAAGGUUUCCUCUGGGCGGAGGCAUUCGAUGCAAUUGCCGACGCCUUCAACGGUUAUGUGUUUUGGUCCAUGUUGACCUCGCUCGGACUGCUCGUGUGGUACUUUCCACUGUGGCAUAUGGGAAUUUCGGGCUAUGAAGCCUUUGUCAUGAGCACUGCCUCUCCCUUUUUGCUAGGAAUCCGCCCUCUCCGAUCGCUGGUCAUCCGCAAUAUUCGAACUGUCCAUCUGAUUUCCCUUACCGGUCUUUUAGCAUUUCUUGUCGUAAAACCAGAGUUCAGACUUUUUGCAGUCGGAUUUGGUGUAGCGACUUCCUGCCUUGCUUGGGCAGCGACAUGGUACGCUGAGCGCUCACAGCCAGCAAGGCUCGAGGCUCGAAUUUGUGCCUGGAGCAUUGGUUUGAUUGCCUCUAGUGUCGCGAAGUUUGCUUUCUGGACGAAUAAUCCUAUUUGGCCGACCUUGCAUGCUGGAAAUGGCGGCUGGAAUAAGCUCGGAUUCGUCCUCGCCGUCCUCGCCGUUAUACGAUCUACCCGUCGGCCGCUGGGCAAUGGUAUUGAGCUCCCAACGACCGAGAAACAGGUGAAGGGGUCACCAACCUUGGCAGCGUUGGGCCUUGCGGGCUCCUUCUUUGCGCUGCACUCACUCCUCUCCGAUUCUAGCACCAUGAUUUUGUGGGUCUGGGAGGGUUAUCCUGUGCGCGGACCUCUUGCCGUGCCUCAUGGAGCUUAUACCAUUCUUGCCAUGGGACUCGGUCUAUUGAUCGGUCUCUUCUAUGAUGGGUUUUCUCGAAGCUGGACGUUCUUCGGUAUUGGAGCGAUCGGCGCAGCGAUCCUGACUGCUUAUGAUAAUUGGUUCGGUUACUACGGAGGAUUUGUGCUUGCAAUCUAUGUCAUGGCCGUUACUCCCAGCUUGAUCAUUUCCGCCGUUAGGCAUUCGCCUGGAACCACAUUCGGUCUAGGAUUUUUGAUUUACAACAUCAUGGUUUUGGCUCACGUGUGGGUUGUGGCAUACGCCUUUGUUCCUGGUGGUCCGCUUAUGCGAGAACACACCGACUGGGUCGUGACUGCAAUGAUGCUCUUUAUUGGCGCUGGUGUUUAUUCUGCGCUGGCGCCAUCCAGCUCCCGCUCAAAGGCCUUCAGCAAGCCCCCACAGACGAUACCGCGCAAACAGCGGUCAUACUACCUCUAUGUUUUGCUAGCUUUGCAGCUCCUUUCAGCAUCGGUUGCUUAUCUUCGUUUUCCCUCAUACGACUACACGCCGUACCACAAGGACGAAAAGCUCGUGACAGCAGGAAUCUGGACCAUACAUUUCUCUUUGGACAAUGAUAUGUGGACGGCGGAGCGACGUAUCCGGGACCUAGUCAAGGAAAUGGAACUGGACGUUGUUGGAUUCUUGGAGACCGACUUGCAACGAAUCAUCAUGGGAAACCGAGACUUUACCCAAUACUUGGCUGAAGAUCUUGGCAUGUACGUGGAUUACGGCCCUGGACCCGACAAGCACACUUGGGGCUGUGCACUCCUAUCCAAGUUCCCCAUUGUCAACUCGACGCAUCACCUCCUUCCGUCACCUGUUGGGGAGCUUGCUCCCGCCAUCCAUGCUACGCUUGACAUGUAUGGGGAGAUGGUGGAUGUUGUUGUCUUCCACUCUGGCCAGGAAGAGGAUCCAGAGGAUCGACGUCUGCAGACUGCGUACUUGUCCCAAUUGAUGGGCGAGUCAUCUCGGCCGUUGAUUCUUCUCAGCUAUCUUGUGACUGUGCCUCAUCAGGGCAACUAUAACACAUACGUGAGCGAGCUAAGCCAUAUGAAGGACAUUGAUCCGAGUGACCUUGAUCGAUGGUGUGAGUAUAUCCUUUACAAGGGACUGCGACGGACAGGAUACGCGCGAGUUAGCCGAUCAACGAUUACGGAUACAGAGCUUCAGGUGGGCAAAUUCGUCGUGGGUGAGAGCGAAGGCUCCGAUAUCGUGGUUCCCGAGGAUCAAGUGUCUCCGGGUCUUCGUUUCCCGAGUCUAUUCCGCGGCGAGGGCGUUCGGGGACAUCGUUAUCAUGUCUUUGAUGAACCCAGAUAUUAUGAGUAAAAUAAGGUGUAUAGGGCAAAGGAAAAAGGAGACGUUGGUGUUUGUAGCAUAAAAAAAAAGACGUUUAGUCAUUUGCACCAUCACAAGAUAUCAGACAGCACCCCAUUUUGCAUUUUGCAUAUCGCAUUUGCUUAAUUACUAGAUACAUUCGGAAUGCUCCAUUUCUUCACAAGGCAGACAGUUGUG
Xylona heveae TC161 is the source of this 3194-nucleotide messenger RNA. RefSeq lists its product as hypothetical. Gene Ontology annotation, biological process: GPI anchor biosynthetic process; fungal-type cell wall organization. The transcript has 13 exons. Gene Ontology annotation, molecular function: catalytic activity. Gene Ontology annotation, cellular component: endoplasmic reticulum. Lineage: Eukaryota; Fungi; Ascomycota; Xylonomycetes; Xylonales; Xylonaceae. The record is from RefSeq and is a predicted model, not a curated record. Bases 153 to 3008 code for a protein of 951 amino acids.